Amphibalanus amphitrite is the source of this 743-nucleotide messenger RNA. Its product is annotated as lectin subunit alpha-like. Lineage: Eukaryota; Metazoa; Arthropoda; Thecostraca; Balanomorpha; Balanidae. Bases 55 to 606 code for a protein of 183 amino acids. The transcript is spliced from 4 exons. The record is from RefSeq and is a predicted model, not a curated record.
UGUGCAGCACCAUUCGGCGUCAACGGUGAUCAAGGUGUGUUCGCGGGGUGCAAGAUGCGGCUGAUUAUCCCAUUGGUGACUGUGGCGCUGGCUGGCCUGGCCACGGCCAGUGGCGGCUUCGCUUUUGGCGGCUCUGCCCUGGGUGUCAGCGGCCUGUCGUACGGCGGAGCCGGUCAGAGCUAUGGCGGAAACGGUCCGCUCGGCCUCUUCUACUCGUUCCUGGACCCGUACCUGCGCUACCAGGAGUUCACCUGGCACGAGGCCAACUACCUGUGCCAGAGCCGUGGCAUGCAGCUCGUCUCAUUGGACAACUACCAGAAGGAUAGCCUCGUGUCACAGCUGAUCGGAUAUUACGGCGUCCGAUGGAUCUGGACUUCCGGACAGCGGUCUGGCUACCAGUUCUACUGGGCCAACGGCACCCCGGUCGGCCUGUACCACAACAACUGGUCGUACACCGGCAGCCAGGGCAUCCCGCAGCCGGACAACGCCGAGGGCAACGAGUACUGUCUGGCUGUGCUCAACUACUUCUACCAGGACGGCAUCGUCUGGCACGACAUCGGCUGCUCCCACCGCAAGUCCUUCGUGUGCGAGCCCUACUACCGCUAAUCGUCGACCCCGUGAUCCUGCUGAUGCCGCUGCAGUGGCACCUCAACCUGUUUGUGAACUUCUCCUUUUUGAUCUGCAAGCGAAAAGUUUGCUCAAACUUUGUGUAUGGACAGAACAAUAUAAACUGAACGUGGCCA